Molecule: messenger RNA, 3471 nt
Organism: Scophthalmus maximus (turbot)
Lineage: Eukaryota; Metazoa; Chordata; Actinopteri; Pleuronectiformes; Scophthalmidae
Gene: kdm1a
Product: lysine (K)-specific demethylase 1a
Exons: 21
Coding region: 165-2678 (837 amino acids)
Biological process (GO): regulation of DNA-templated transcription
Cellular component (GO): nucleus
Molecular function (GO): flavin adenine dinucleotide binding; oxidoreductase activity; protein binding
Source: RefSeq, a predicted model, not a curated record
UUUUGGAUUGACCGUUAUUUCGACCAAUCGUUUUGCCGAGCGGUGUUGGGUAACGUUUCCGCUCCACCAAUCAGACCACUGAGAGGCGGGGGCCUGCGUCUGUGCCGUCUUUGUGUUGACAUCUUCGAGGGGAUCGAGAGGAGAGGCCUCCAUCAUCCUCCAUAAUGCUGUCUAGCAAGAAGUCAGAUGCUGGCUCCUCCUCCUCCUCCUCUUCAUCUUCCGCUGGCACAGCAGUAGGUGAUAGGGUCCCGAUGUCUGAUGCCCAGACUGGAACCUCAGCUUCAGCUGCAGGAGCUAUGGAUGUGAAAAAGAAGGAGAGGUCAUCCCCUAGUGGGGAACCUGGAGGAGCCCCUUUGCCCCACCAGGCAGGCCCUGGAGGGGCAGACCCGGACUCUGCUGAAGUCCGCAGGACAAGUCGACGAAAGCGAGCAAAACAGGUGGAGUACCGCGAGAUGGACGAAAGCCUUGCCAAUCUGUCGGAAGACGAAUAUUACUCUGAGGAGGAGAGGAAUGCCAAGGCAGAGAAGGAGAGGAAGCAGGUGAUCCCUCCUCCACCUCCACCAGUAGAGGAAGAGAAUGACAGUGAACCAGAGGAGCCAUCUGGCGUGGAAGGAGCUGCUUUCCAGAGUCGUCUUCCCCACGACCGUAUGACAUCCCAGGAGGCCGCUUGCUUCCCUGACAUCAUCAGUGGUCCCCAGCAGACUCAGAAGGUUUUCCUCUACAUCCGCAACCGUACACUCCAACUAUGGCUGGACAACCCUAAGAUCCAGCUGACCUUUGAGGCCACAGCACAGCAGCUUGAAGCUCCAUACAACAGUGAUGCUGUACUGGUCCACAGGAUACACAGCUACCUGGAAAGGCACGGCCUCAUUAACUUUGGCAUUUAUAAGAGGGUCAAGCCUUUACCCACUAAGAAGACUGGGAAGGUCAUAGUUAUUGGUGGAGGCGUGUCAGGCCUAGCUGCAGCCAGGCAGCUACAGAGCUUUGGGAUGGAUGUUACAGUAUUAGAGGCCCGGGACCGUGUUGGAGGCAGAGUGGCAACAUUUAGGAAGGGCAACUAUGUUGCUGAUCUGGGAGCCAUGGUGGUGACAGGCCUGGGAGGGAACCCCAUGGCAGUGGUCAGCAAGCAGGUUAACAUGGAGCUGGCCAAGAUCAAACAGAAGUGUCCACUGUAUGAAGCCAAUGGCCAGGCUGGUGAACGGUGCACAAGUGUGCCAAAAGAAAAAGAUGAAAUGGUCGAGCAAGAGUUCAACAGGCUGCUGGAGGCCACCUCCUUCCUCAGCCACCAACUGGACUUCAACUUCCUCAACAACAAGCCUGUUUCUCUGGGACAGGCACUGGAGGUGGUCAUUCAGCUGCAGGAGAAGCAUGUAAAAGAUGAGCAAAUAGAACACUGGAAGAAGAUUGUAAAGACUCAGGAAGAUCUCAGGGAUCUUCUCAAUAAGAUGGUGACCGCUAAGGAACGGGUGAAGGAGCUCCAUCAACAGUAUAAAGAGGCCAGUGAAGUCAAACCACCCAGAGAUAUCACAGCAGAGUUUCUGGUGAAGAGCAAACACCGGGACCUUACCGCACUCUGCAAAGAGUAUGAUGAGUUGGUGGAGAUGCAGGUCAAACUGGAGGAGAAGCUGCAGGAGCUGGAGGCCAAUCCACCGAGUGAUGUUUACCUGUCAUCCAGGGAUCGGCAGAUCCUAGACUGGCACUUUGCCAACUUGGAGUUUGCCAAUGCCACACCCCUCUCCACCCUCUCUCUCAAGCACUGGGAUCAGGAUGAUGACUUUGAGUUCACUGGCAGCCACCUGACGGUGAGGAACGGUUACUCGUGUGUUCCCGUGGCCCUGGCUGAAGGCCUGGACAUCAAACUAAACACAGCGGUGCGACAGGUCCGAUACACGGCAUCUGGCUGCGAGGUGAUUGCAGUCAACACUCGCUCCACGACCCAGACCUUCAUUUACAAGUGUGACGCUGUGCUGUGCACCCUGCCCCUCGGUGUGUUGAAGCAGCAGCCCCCCGCCGUGCAGUUUGUUCCCCCACUGCCUGAGUGGAAAACAUCUGCCAUACAGAGGAUGGGCUUUGGCAACCUCAACAAGGUGGUGUUGUGUUUUGAUCGUGUAUUCUGGGAUCCCAGUGUCAAUCUGUUUGGUCACGUCGGCUCCACCACAGCAAGUCGGGGUGAACUCUUCCUCUUCUGGAACCUCUACAAAGCCCCGAUCCUUCUCGCUCUGAUGGCCGGUGAGGCCGCCGGCAUCAUGGAGAACAUCAGCGAUGAUGUCAUUGUCGGACGCUGUCUGGCCAUUCUCAAGGGAAUAUUUGGAAGCAGCGCUGUACCACAGCCCAAGGAAACUGUGGUCACUCGUUGGCGAGCAGACCCCUGGGCACGAGGCUCUUACUCGUACGUCGCAGCAGGUUCUUCGGGGAACGACUACGACCUCAUGGCACAGCCCAUCACGCCCGGGCCGGCCAUCCCGGGAGCCUCGCAGCCUGUCCCACGUUUGUUCUUUGCCGGUGAGCACACCAUCAGGAAUUACCCGGCCACAGUUCACGGCGCACUCCUCAGCGGGCUCCGCGAAGCCGGGCGCAUCGCAGAUCAGUUCCUCGGCGCCAUGUACACACUUCCCCGACAGGCCACUCCCACAGCCGCCAGCAACCCUCCGCAGGCCCAGCCCACCCCGAGUGUCUGAAGUGAUCCCAGCCACCUCUGGACGGUCGGACCGAAGAGAACAGUUUGUGAGAAGAGUCUCAAGGUUUACUAACAAAAUGUUGAUAUUUCUGUAUGUGAGAGAUCUUGAAAGUCCAGGAAACAACUUUGCCUCUUUGCCUUCUUGCUAAAAAAAUAAUGACAUCUCUAGAGUUUAUUUUCUAGUUGUAUGUAUAUUGUAGAAAUGAGAUUCUUUUAGUGGAGAACUUGUGAUGUUCAAUCUUCACAUAUACAUACAUUUAACUAACAGAGACAGAUGUGACCUACUACACAGACUGGGCUGGGAAUAAACCUCAGUUUUAUUACGUACUGAUGUAAUAAUCCAUCUCAAACUUUACAAAUGUGUGACUCCCCUGUCUUAAAAGUGAGGCAUGGCAUUACUUUUGGUCCCCGGUUUGUAUUUGAUCCCAUGUGGAGUGUGCUCGAAGAACCCAGCAUCUAUUUAUGUCUGAACGUGUAAGGAAUGGCUGGAGUACGAAAAUACAUUUUCCUCUGUUGUGAUUGAAGAGGCCUUGUCCUGGUUGUCUCGAGGCUUAAAACAUUGACAUGUACAGUAUCUGUUUGCCUCGUAAAUUUAAGUUCUAUCAUUUAGGUUGCAGAGUAUAGAAGAAAUAGUUUGUAUCAAAAGCUAAAAAGACGUAUUUCUUGAAAGAUUUGUGAAUGUUUUUUUUUUCUGUUUGUUUUUUUGCCAUAGCGGUUUAAGUAUUUUAUUAUGGUCGUCAUCACAUUUUUUAUAUUGUCAACUGUUUUGUUAUUAAAAGAAGACAAACUUUCAA